Canis lupus familiaris (dog) is the source of this 1322-nucleotide messenger RNA. It is a transcript of the gene WFDC5, whose product is annotated as WAP four-disulfide core domain 5. The coding region runs from base 467 to 817 and encodes 116 amino acids. NCBI's taxonomy places the organism in Eukaryota, Metazoa, Chordata, Mammalia, Carnivora, Canidae. Gene Ontology annotation, cellular component: extracellular region. Gene Ontology annotation, molecular function: peptidase inhibitor activity. The record is from RefSeq and is a predicted model, not a curated record. The transcript has 5 exons.
CUCAAGGCCCACCCCAGCUGGGAAGAGCUCUGAUCGCAAAGACUCCUAAGAGCAGCGUCAGUGCCAGGACACCUUGUUCUUCGGGAACAUUCCCGGCGCAGCCCGAGGGCGGCUGUUGGGGGAGUGGGGGGCUCUCACCUCAGUCCAGGCUGAGCCAGGGCUCCAGACACUGCCGCCUGCAGUUGUAGAAGCAACACUUGCGGUCCGCCUUGCAACCUCUGUCACGAUAGCACAGAGGUAAGAGGACGAAAGGGCACUCGUGUAAAAACUCCGGGCAAUAUCCAGGCUUCUGCACAGCUGAGGAAGAGGCCACAGGCCUCCUGCCUCCUAGGUUUGGGAUUUGCAUGGAGGAGUGGGCUGGUGAGAGAAGAGUCCAGUUAUUCAAACCUGAGUCAAGUGCCUUCACUUGUGACAGGAGAAGUACUUGGUGAUUGGCAGCCAACCAGAAUUACAGGACUCAGGAGCAAUGACUUCACAAAGGGAAGAGAUAUUUGGCAGACAAAGGCAAGAGACGUCUGCUGCAGGUAGAGAGAAAUUUGGGGGCUGCCCGCCGGACGAUGGGCCCUGCCUCCUUUCGGUGCCUGACCACUGCAUGGAUGACAGCCAGUGUCCUGCAAGAAUGAAGUGCUGCUCCAAAGCUUGCUUCCGCCAGUGUGUCCCUAUGAUUUCUGUAAAGCCGGGCAGCUGCCCCGAGGACCGCCUGCAGUGCCUCAGCCCUGUGCAGCAUCUGUGCCACAAGGACGCAGACUGCAGGGGCUCCAGUCGUUGCUGCCUUGGCGCCUGCGGCCGAGACUGUCGCAACCCCAUCCAAGGCUAAUUCUGGCUUCAGAUCUUCAGGAGGGGUUCCUAGCAGGAAGAGAUGAUGAUGGGGGCCUGGGACCCUGCCACCCAGAUAGCACUAUCUCUACCCGAGGCAGUUUCAACCUUCUGAUGAAUACCGAUCUGCUGUCACUUCCCUUGCCACCCAUCCAUCCACCCCUGGUUUCUCCUCCUGGGAGUCAAGGUGCACAGAUAGACUCCUAUCACCCUGUGCCAUAGCCACAUCUCUUUGUCUAUGUGUUUCUCCACCUAAAAUGCCCAAUUCGGGUAGGCCUCUCUUUGUGGGGUCCAAACCCCUCCAUCAGGCAGCCCAGCCACCUUGAAGGUACGUUCUAGCAGAGUUUUCCAGACGUGAUCUGUUCGCAUACUCCUUUCCACCAUUUUUACCACACCCUCAAAACAGCAUCACAAUAUCUUGCUUACUGCCUAUACUACUGUUUAUCUAAUGUUUUUCUUUAAACGGAAUCACUUUUGUAUAUAAAUAAAUCUAUUUCAAAAGAAAA